Molecule: messenger RNA, 774 nt
Organism: Ustilago hordei
Lineage: Eukaryota; Fungi; Basidiomycota; Ustilaginomycetes; Ustilaginales; Ustilaginaceae
Exons: 1
Coding region: 1-774 (257 amino acids)
Biological process (GO): mitotic sister chromatid cohesion
Cellular component (GO): Ctf18 RFC-like complex
Source: RefSeq, a predicted model, not a curated record
AUGAGGAUCCAUCUGAACCUGCCCCAAGCGGGCCCCAGCAAUCCCUCAUCAUCCUCUUCUUCCAGCGUUCGCUCCUCCGCCCCGGCCCCUCUAACCACCUUGACGCCAAACGGCGAGCUAAUCCUAAUCGAACUUCAAGGAGCGCUCGAAAUCGAAAAUCAAUCUCCUGCCGGUGGUCAGAUUCUCGGCACGAUCAGUUUCGAACCAACUCGCCCCGACAGACCUGUUCUUAUGAUCUCGCAUCAUAGGCUCGAGGGGAAGUUUGUGAAUCUGGUCAAACCUUUGGCUGUAUUGGAGAAGAAGGUUAGAGCUGAUAAGACGGUGUUAGGUGAUGUUGGCAAUGCGAAGAGAAGCGUAGAGGGAGACGAAGCGGAGGGGGAGAUGGUGGGGAAUGUCAAGCGGGCGAGGAGGGUGGGAGACGAUGGAGAGAGACGCAGUCCGCCACCUGCAAUGCAAGGAGUGAGGAAAGGGAGGGAUUCAAUGGAUUUCAGCUCUAGUCCACCCAGACCGACUCCUGUUAGUAGGGUGGGAAAGAAGUCGGAUAGGCUUAGGGAUAUUGAUGAGAACGGUGUACCCGUAGACAGAAGCGAUGCAGAAACAACAGAGGGAGACAAAGACAAUGAAGAUGAGGAACAGGAGGAAGACCAAGUGGAACCUCAAACGGCAGUAUACUACGACGUAGUCAAUGUCAUCAAACGUAAAAUUCUCUUCUCGAAACGACCCGAACCUAUAGUUCGUCUCGACUCAACAUCCACCACCAUAACCAAAGCAUAA